Messenger RNA from Musca domestica (house fly), 1709 nucleotides. RefSeq lists its product as uncharacterized. Bases 57 to 1535 code for a protein of 492 amino acids. The record is from RefSeq and is a predicted model, not a curated record. NCBI's taxonomy places the organism in Eukaryota, Metazoa, Arthropoda, Insecta, Diptera, Muscidae. Gene Ontology annotation, biological process: positive regulation of transcription by RNA polymerase II. Gene Ontology annotation, cellular component: RNA polymerase II transcription regulator complex. Gene Ontology annotation, molecular function: transcription coactivator activity. The transcript has 4 exons.
AUAGAGUAUCAUUUUCUCUUGGUUUCUAAAGCGGAUAAGAGAUAAGCCCACUCAAAAUGAAACUUUUUGUUGCCCUCUUUGCCUUGGUAGCUAUGGCUACAGCCGAUGUCAGCCACCUCAGCAGCUCAUACUUGCCACCCCAUGAAUCUCACGCUUCGGCACCAGCUCCAUCCUACUCGGCUCCAGCUGUUGCUGCCUCUACUCCUGUAGCUUCGUACUCGGCACCUGCUGCUUCUUACUCAGCUCAAGCUUCAUACUCUGCCCCAGCUGCUCCUGCUGCUUCUUACUCAGUCCAAGCCUCGGCUCCAGCUGCUUCUUACUCUGCCCCAGCUGCCGCUGUUUCCUACUCUGCUCCAGCUGCUGCUUCUUACUCUGCUCCAGCUGCCGCUUCUUACUCCGCUCCUGCUGCUACCGCUUCCUACUCUGCUCCUGCUGCUGCCGCUUCCUACUCUGCUCCAGCAGCCGCAGCUCCCGCUGCUUCUUACUCUGAAUCCUAUGAAACUGGUGCCUCUGAGCCUGCCCACACCUUCUCCUCGUCUGAAGGUUACAAAUACAAGACCAACCGUCGUGUUGUCUACCGUCGCCGUCAUCGUCGUGAUGUCAGUGCUGAAUACUUGCCUCCCGUUCAAGGUGCUGCUUCUGCCCCAGCUGGUGAAUACGCUUACUCUGCCCCAGCUGCUUCCGCUCCAGUUGCUUCAUACUCUGCUCCAGCUGCCGUUUCUUACUCUGCUCCAGCUGCUGCUUCUUACUCCGCUCCAGCUGCCGCUUCUUACUCUGCCCCAGCUGCUUCCUACUCUGCCCCAGCUGCUUCUUACUCUGAAUCCUAUGAAACUGGUGCCUCUGAGCCAGCCCACACCUUCUCCUCGGCUGAAGGUUACAAAUACAAGACCAACCGUCGUCGUGUCAUCCGUCGUCACCGCCAUACAAUUGCCGCAUCUGCCGCUGUUUCCUACUCUGCUCCAGCUGCUGCUUCUUACUCUGCUCCAGCUGCCGCUUCUUACUCCGCUCCUGCUGCUACCGCUUCCUACUCUGCUCCUGCUGCUGCCGCUUCCUACUCUGCUCCAGCAGCCGCAGCUCCCGCUGCUUCUUACUCUGAAUCCUAUGAAACUGGUGCCUCUGAGCCUGCCCACACCUUCUCCUCGUCUGAAGGUUACAAAUACAAGACCAACCGUCGUGUUGUCUACCGUCGCCGUCAUCGUCGUGAUGUCAGUGCUGAAUACUUGCCUCCCGUUCAAGGUGCUGCUUCUGCCCCAGCUGGUGAAUACGCUUACUCUGCCCCAGCUGCUUCCGCUCCAGUUGCUUCAUACUCUGCUCCAGCUGCCGUUUCUUACUCUGCUCCAGCUGCUGCUUCUUACUCCGCUCCAGCUGCCGCUUCUUACUCUGCCCCAGCUGCUUCCUACUCUGCCCCAGCUGCUUCUUACUCUGAAUCCUAUGAAACUGGUGCCUCUGAGCCAGCCCACACCUUCUCCUCGGCUGAAGGUUACAAAUACAAGACCAACCGUCGUCGUGUCAUCCGUCGUCACCGCCGUUUCUAGACUGUGAGACUAUUUAAAAUAAAAUAGUUAUCACCUAAGCAAUAGAUACAAUUGUAACAAUGCCAUAUAGCUCAAUUAUUAUGACUUCCACUUUUUGCGGAAGAAUCGAACAUUUUGCAAUAGUACGAGAUUUAUUUUUUAAAUCAUCGAAAUAAAGGAUAAUACAAUAGAUUU